AUGUUGAUGGCUAAACUAAAGGUAAGGGCUACCUUUCAGAUAGUUAAUUUCUCUAAUCCGUCACAGGCAAAUGACUGGGGAGCCCUUGACUCAAAUUUGGCAAUCCAGAGGGCCGAGCAACUUUCUUCGCUUCUAGUUUCGGCUCUUUGUUUUGGAACCACCGACCCCCAUACUCAGGAACCCCUCAAAAACUUUGAUUCAGAUGAAGUCCUGUCAAGUGAUGAUGGAAUGGCCACAUUUUACCUUGAACUCCCUGAUAAUCCUAUUCUUUCUGGGUUAUCUCUUCAUGAUUGCCUCAGGACCCUUCGCAUGGGGUACCAGGGGCGAGACGCACGGUAUCGGAUUGGCGAGGCCGACUUCUUCAAGGCGUUGAGCUCUCACCUCGCCGGUCUAGUUGAAGCUCGUCUCAAGCAUGUCUCACAAUGGCUUACCGCAAACACGGAACGCUUUGGGGAGAAAGGCGAGAUCACAGUUCUCAUCCGGACCUUCGAUAGCUACUCCAAAGAGCUUCGAGCUAGCGAAAGCAUCAUUGCCAGACUUCUCACCGAUGCGUUCACCCCUGUGAAUUCAUUGAUCAACAUGAAGCUGAAAUUCCCGAGUGUGAUAUCCCGUUUGUAUCGUUGUCAUUCCUUGUGA
Acaulospora colombiana is the source of this 636-nucleotide messenger RNA. Lineage: Eukaryota; Fungi; Glomeromycota; Glomeromycetes; Diversisporales; Acaulosporaceae. The record is from the annotation of a GenBank genome assembly.